Messenger RNA from Nestor notabilis (Kea), 1653 nucleotides. It is a transcript of the gene PP2D1, whose product is annotated as protein phosphatase 2C-like domain containing 1. The record is from RefSeq and is a predicted model, not a curated record. Lineage: Eukaryota; Metazoa; Chordata; Aves; Psittaciformes; Psittacidae.
AUGACAUGGGAGCAAAAAUCUCAGGAUAAAAUAAACCCACCUGAUUUUGAACUUUGUGGAGAUGAAGAUGACAACCUGCAGGUCACAACUGCAUGUGAGAAUGAUGAUUCCAAGCACAUCUAGAUUUUUUGCUCUGCACAUCAAGACAUACAGCCAUACCACCUUCUUUAGCAUAAAAGAACCCACAAAGCCCUAGUUUGGCUGGGCUUUCAUACCACAAAGACUGACAACAAAAAACUUUCGGCUUAGAAAUACGAACUCAUUUCAAAGUUGACCAAGAUUCCUAAAUAUUCUGAGCGUAUUAAGCAGAAGAUUGAUUAUUCAUUUAAAUUCCUUAUGGAUGAUCACACUUUCACAUCAUAUUGUGACCUUGCUAAUAUUAACAAUCCUGGUACUUUUAGGAAAGAAAAUAAUUAUUUACUAAAACCAUUAUCAAUUUGCCAAGAUAAAAAUUCCACAUGGCAAGGAGACAAGGAAGACAGGCUUGUUGUGCUCGAUGACUGUGGAAAUAGAUCAGGUAGAUGUUUUUGUGGGUUAGUUGAUGGCUUUUAUGGUGUGGCAGGUGCAACAGUUGCAGCAGAGCUUCCACUUUCACUUCUUGACCAGGCUGCUCCAACAGCUUCUUCCUGAAAGGAUAAAUGGCAAGUUCUAGAUUCUUAUGCCACGCUAAUCAGGGCACAUUACAGGAAAAAGAGAUAUUUCUCUGAUCAACCAGGCAACAACAAGACCCAUAUUUACGAAUGGAUUCACAAAGCAUAUGCCAAGCCCUCUUGGAGAAUGCAUAGACUUUUAUCACUGGGAAGGAAUGAGGUUUCCAAAGUUCACCGGAGUGGCUGUUCAGCAGUUACCUGCUUGGCAGAAAGAAUCCCCAGCAAAGAGACAGAUGGCACUGAGAAAAAACAAAGAAGACACUUCGAAAACAGCAGACAGUCAUUAGCCAGGACAGCCAAAGGUGUUGCGGGGUUACCACACAUAGCUAAGAGAUAUGCACAUUCCACACCAAGAGAAACUGAUGACCACAAAAAUCAAACUGAUCCAGAACUCUAUCUUUUCAGUAAGAAUGAAGUAAAUUCAUGGAACAGAGAUAUAAACCAGCCUGAUUCUAGCACACGAGGUGAUUCUGAAGAACUGAAACAGUUUGAGGACAGAAAGAUUACCUAUCAGCCACAGUCACAGGCUGCAGAGCAAGAAGACACCAAUGCUUUCUGUGCAACAGCUCCAAGUUGCAUCCAUAAACAGCUGCAAGAAAACAUACUGGCAAUAGGGUCUGAAGACAUGAAACAGCCCCCAAAGAAUGCAAAAGCACCUAAUUAUGACUCAGGUCCACAACUGGAAGAAAAAAUGAACUCCAAGAUAUUUUGUGAUAAACCUGCAAGUUACACUGGCCAAGAGCUGCUAAAGACUGUAUCGCCAGUGGGUUCUAAACCACCACUACAGUCUGAAGAGGACACAAACACAUACCUGUCUAAUUGCAAAUCACAAACUGCAGGAAGAGGCAGAGUCAUCUCUGAGACACCCUAUGACAACGCAGGAAGCUACAUUAGUAAACAACUGGUAAAGACAGCAGUAGCUGCAGGUUCAAGAUAUAAUAUUACUAUUUUGAUGGUACUUCUAAAUGGGUGCAAGAAGAUACCCAAUUACCUCAGCACUUAA